This is a messenger RNA of Archocentrus centrarchus (flier cichlid), 2995 nucleotides long. It is a transcript of the gene gfm1, whose product is annotated as G elongation factor, mitochondrial 1. NCBI's taxonomy places the organism in Eukaryota, Metazoa, Chordata, Actinopteri, Cichliformes, Cichlidae. Gene Ontology annotation, cellular component: mitochondrion. The transcript has 18 exons. The record is from RefSeq and is a predicted model, not a curated record. The coding region runs from base 118 to 2394 and encodes 758 amino acids. Gene Ontology annotation, molecular function: translation elongation factor activity; GTPase activity; GTP binding. Gene Ontology annotation, biological process: mitochondrial translational elongation.
ACCCGGAAGGAGUCGUUGCACAACUAGCUAGGUCCCCGGCGUGACUUUCACCGGGGUGUCAGCGGCGUUGGGGUCGUAUAAACGGGGCAAUACGACAACCAGGCUGUGCGCCACUAAAUGGUUGCCAGGAUGAGGGUAUUAAAAGCGGGCAUGUUUUUGGCAAAAAUGCAUCUUUCGGCUCGAGGAAGUGUCACGCUUAAAAAGGUGCUCAUUAACAGCUGCCGGAGCUGCUCCUCCGGCGUGUUUCCCAACGAGAGGAUCCGCAACAUCGGGAUCUCCGCUCAUAUCGACUCCGGGAAAACCACCCUGACCGAGCGGGUCCUCUACUACACCGGCAGGAUAGCGGAGAUCCACGAGGUGAAAGGGAAGGAUGGUGUUGGAGCCACUAUGGACUCCAUGGAACUGGAGAGACAGAGAGGCAUCACCAUCCAGUCAGCUGCUACGUACACCAUGUGGAAAAAUCACAACAUCAACAUCAUUGACACACCAGGUCACGUGGACUUCACCAUUGAGGUGGAGCGUGCGCUGCGCGUGCUGGACGGAGCUGUGCUGGUUCUGUGCGCAGUGGGAGGCAUCCAGUGUCAAACCAUGACAGUAAACAGACAAAUGAAACGCUACAGCGUCCCCUUCCUCACCUUCAUCAACAAGCUAGACCGAAUGGGCGCCAACCCCAGCCGAGCCCUGCAGCAGAUGAGGUCCAAACUGAACCACAAUGCAGCAUUUGUGAACAUCCCCAUCGGUCUGGAGGGGAACAUGCGUGGCAUCAUUGACCUCGUAGAGGAGCGGAGCAUGUAUUUCGAAGGACCGUUUGGGCAAACUGUCCGCUACGACGAGAUCCCGGCAGAUUUUCGUGCCGAGGCCGCAGACCGCAGGCAGGAACUGGUGGAGUGUGUCGCCAAUGCUGAUGAGAUUUUGGGAGAGAUGUUCCUGGAGGAAAAGAUUCCAACCAAAGAUGACCUGAAGGCAGCAAUCCGCAGGGCCACGGUGCAUCGUCUCUUCACCCCAGUGUUGGUGGGCACAGCGCUGAAGAACAAGGGCGUCCAGCCUCUACUGGACGCUGUCCUGGAUUACCUGCCAAACCCCUGUGAAGUCAAAAACUAUGCCAUCCACAAUGAAGAGUUUUUUCACUCUGUUAGAGAUUCCACUGAAACAAAAAAGAUUCAAAUGGACCCAACAAGAGACUCUGCAAACCCCUACGUUGGUCUGGCUUUCAAACUGGAGGCCGGGAGGUUCGGCCAGCUGACGUACAUACGAGUAUAUCAGGGGUGUCUGAAGAAGGGAGAAUAUAUCUACAACACACGCACAAGCAAGAAAGUCAGAGUUCAGAGGCUCGUGCGUCUCCAUGCUGAUCAGAUGGAGGAUGUGGAUGAGGUUUAUGCGGGAGAUAUCUGUGCGCUGUUUGGAAUCGACUGCGCCACCGGAGACACUUUCACAUCCAAGACUACUGCUAACCUGUCCAUGGAGUCCAUUCACAUCCCAGAGCCUGUCAUUUCCAUGGCCAUGAAGCCAGCCAACAAGAAUGACCUGGACAAAUUCUCCAAAGGAAUCAACCGUUUCACCAGAGAGGACCCCACGUUUCGAGUGCAUUAUGACACUGAGAGCAAAGAGACAAUCAUCUCAGGCAUGGGCGAGCUGCAUCUGGAAAUCUACUCACAGAGGAUGGAGAGGGAAUACAACUGUCCCUGUGUGAUGGGAAAACCUAAAGUGGCUUUCAGAGAGACGAUCACCAGCCCCAUACCGUUUGACUUCACCCAUAAGAAGCAGACUGGUGGUUCCGGGCAGUACGGUAAAGUUAUCGGAGUCCUUGAGCCUCUCGAGCCAGAGAAUUACACCAAACUGGAGUUUGAAGACCAAACUGUUGGAACCAACGUCCCUAAGCAGUUUGUACCAGCUGUUGAAAAGGGCUUCAGGGAUGCCUGUGAGAAGGGCCCUCUGAGCGGGCACAAGAUCUCAGGGGUUCGAUUCCUCUUGGAAGAUGGAGCGCAUCACAUGGUCGACUCCAAUGAGAUCUCCUUCAUUCGUGCAGGAGAGGGUGCUCUAAAACAAGCUGUGGAGAAGGCCAACAGUGUCAUCCUGGAGCCGAUCAUGACCGUGGAAAUUGUUGCACCUCAGGAGUUUCAAGGAGUGGUCAUUGCUGGAGUCAACCGUCGCCACGGCGUUAUCACAGGGCAGGAUGGGGCUGAAGGAUAUUUCACUCUUUAUGCUGAUAUCCCACUGAAUGACAUGUUUGGUUAUGCCACAGAGCUACGCUCAUGUACUGAAGGGAAAGGAGAGUACACCAUGGAGUACAGCAGAUAUCAGCCCUGCCUGCCAAGCACACAAGAAGAACUCGUCCACAAAUACUUGGAGGCCACAGGACAGCUGCCAGCAAAGAAGAGCAAGUGGAAGAGCUGAGCCCUCAUCUAAAUAUUUUCAUCAUUUUCUCCUUAUCAAAAAGGACUCACAAAAAAAAGAUUUUACUUUUCUUCAGUUUUUAAUACCCCUCCUAAUGUCUGCCCCACAUGGAAAGACUAUUACCUGCAUUUCAGUAAUAAUUGAUUGCAGUUAACUCUGCAGGCAGCAUUCAAAUGGAAAGUUACAGCAAGCUCAGAGUUUUGACUUGAGCUUAUAAUGGUUUUUGUACUGUGUACAGAAUGCUCUUCAUUGCAAUCAUUAUAACCUAGAAAUAUUUCCGCCUUUUACAAUGUAUUUUUUGUCAGUUUGUGUGUCAGUCAUUUCACAACAACAUUUUAGAAACAUUUCAUUGCCUUCUUGAAAUGUAGCUAAUAAGCCACAAACCACAGCAGGAAGCAAAUCCAUCAAAAAGCAGAACAGUUGUGCACCAACUUGCUUCUCACCUUUUCAGUUUUAUCUGCCGCCUCGGGUAUACAGUUGGGAUGAGCCAUUGUGUCCGUUGAGGCAGCUUGAGGGCUGAUUGUCCCAUUGGGGCUCCCAGUUACUCCCAUUAGCAUAGCCAGAAUGAUGGUGAUCCUCAUUAUUUUACACAGAUGCUGGG